GUACAAUCACAACUACAACACGAUUGCUAGCUGACCACAUGGAGGAUCAAUGCGGCCUCCGGUCCCGACCAAAGAAGGACGACCUACUCGCGUAGGCUCUGCUGAUCUCACAGCGACUGCUUCUAGCAGACCACCACUGCAGUGUAGCCGCUGAACAAGGGUAUCGAUUCGUAUAUCGCUUGUGGUACGAAGGAUCAGGCAAGUCCAAGACUGGUCUUCUCACGAACCGAUGGACUUGGCACGGCUGAAGCGGCGCGCUUUGGUGUGGCGGACAUAUAUAACCCACAUGGCCACGUUCCAUCUUACUCUUUUUGCCGCUUGGGCAGCAAGCUGCCUUGCUACAUCCAUCUGCGACAGUCCUCCCUAUGACCUGUUUCUUCCGCUGUCUGCUCUCCCCCAGGCCGAGAGCUUCUGCUCAUCUCUUUACCCCUUGCCCCCAUAUACCUCUACGGUCGAGGCACCUACUGCCACGAUUACCCAAACAAGCACUGUAACGACUACUUCGACGACAAUCAGCACUAGGAUCAUCAUUGAUUCUUCGACUACUGGACCCACCUCGACGUUCUUGGCGACUACUACAAUCACAGCUACGGUUUGCAGCCAAACAGCACCCUCAAAGAGAGGCCUGAAGGGACGUGGCCUCCAGAGACACGGCCGCACCACCUCUACCGAAACCGCAGCGGCUAGCACAGGAACACAGUCACCUGACAAAAAGACGACUUCUCUCUCGACGUCCGCCAGCAACGGACCAAUUGCUACAGGCGUGGGCGAUUCCGGACUACUGUCUUCCCUGAUCAGUCAAGAUGGAGCCGUCAUUUCUACCGUUUGCUCCUGCAUCGAAACGCCUCUGACGACGACUGUUACAACGACACCUACUGUCACGAUUAUAUCCACAUCCACAUCAACCGCCUUCCGGCACAGAAGGGUCAAAGUUACCUCAACGACGACGAUCACAGAGAGCACGACCGCAAUUCGAUCCACCACUACGACAUUCACGUCCACCACCACGGUGGCGCUCGCUGCGGUGGCCACGGACUGCACGCAAGGUAGCGAUUUUGGGGGUUUCACCGAAAUGUGCUCGACCGAUUGCAAUAGUGGAGGACCACUCGGUAACGGCAUUUUCUACACCACCGCCACCAACUUCUCCAACUGCAUAAAUACCUGCAUCGAGGAGGCCAAUCGACUGGCGACCACGCUAAACAAUAUCGCAUUCGACUAUUGCAGCGGUGACUGCAACUGUUUCAAUGAUGGCUCGUAUUAUAACAGCUCCAUCACCCCUCCCUUCAAGCCCGAUCCUCAAAUGGCUUGUGGCUUCAACCAGCAGGGUCUCGACAAGGUUUGACGAUGGCGAUUUGCCACGAUUUUCAUCUUGAGACAAUCGCGCUUCGCGUACUACAUCAUGUAUGUAGUAUCAGCAAAUACGACAGAAUCUCAUG
Neohortaea acidophila is the source of this 1436-nucleotide messenger RNA. RefSeq lists its product as uncharacterized. Lineage: Eukaryota; Fungi; Ascomycota; Dothideomycetes; Mycosphaerellales; Teratosphaeriaceae. The record is from RefSeq and is a predicted model, not a curated record. Bases 230 to 1342 code for a protein of 370 amino acids. The transcript has 6 exons.